GAAAUCUCAUCCGAAAAUCUUCUGCGUGGGUCAUAGAAAAAAUGUCCGAUGAUGCAUUUUCUCCCUCCGCGAGGGACGUUUGAUCAUUUUGGGGAGCGCAGAAAGACUAUCUCCGCCUUUCCUCCCAAAUCCAAAUCUGCCAGGAACAUCGCUACUUUUACAGUGAUUUAGAGUCUUGGAAAUUGAAGAGCUUUAACUCCUUAGCAACACCACCAACCACCGCCAUCCUUGUCCAGUCAUUCACCAACACGAAAGCAAUAAAAAAAUGUUUCAUUUCCCUGUUCUCAUGAGCUGUGCUUGCACGCCAAAAGCGAGUGGUAUGGGCUGGCUAGCCUUGGUGUCCCUCAUGGCCAAACAACGGGACGAAACCAUGCGCAGCAUCUCUGCGCUACAGGGAGGGAAGUUAAGGAAAAAGAAUGUACAGCAAUCAUCAAUUAGGUAGAAGGGAACUUUUUUGUUGUUUUUGAGUUAUAUGCUGGAGCCUUUCUCUCCUGUCAACCUGAUCUAGAGGACUGAGUCGGUAUUAGAAACUCUCUUGGUGGUAAUUUUAAAAAAAAGAACCAUCCAAGUCUCGUGGUUGGUUAUUGUUCAAGAACCUAUCCUCCAGUGGUAGUUACGAAAAGGGGUGGCUACUGUGCCUUUUCCAGAUGUUCGCGGACUGUUUUCAUCUAACACGACAGAGCUUCUCUGGCCAUCUCAGUUGUAAGAGGCGCUGUUUUCUCAUAGCAAAUGCACUCCACUACCAAUGAAUUCUAAGAUCCGAAACUCUGGGCGCGGAUGCGACGAGCGACGGCGGAGCUGAAGAUGGGGCUGUCCCAGAAAAUUGCGAUGGAACGAAUCAAAUUGCGAUGGAUUUUCUUUUCGUAUGA
Molecule: messenger RNA, 869 nt
Organism: Amoebophrya sp. A25
Lineage: Eukaryota; Dinophyceae; Syndiniales; Amoebophryaceae
Source: the annotation of a GenBank genome assembly